UUGCUGCUAGAUGUUGCAGGACUGUGCAAAAGCACGUAGAGAAGUUGAGUUGCAUUGGAGAGCGUCUCAGUGCUCACACAUUGUAAAGAUACUUGAUGUCUAUGAAAAUCUCUACCAGUCUCGAAAGUGCCUGCUCAUUAUUAUGGAGUGUCUUGAUGGUGGAGAGCUCUUCAGUCGUAUUCAAGAUAGAGGAGACCAGGCAUUUACAGAACGAGAGGCUUCUGACAUCAUGAAAAGCAUUGGAGAGGCCAUACAAUAUUUACAUGCAAUCAAUAUUGCCCACAGAGAUGUGAAGCCAGAAAAUCUUUUAUACACAUCCAAAAGACCAAAUGCUGUGUUAAAGCUCACCGAUUUUGGCUUCGCAAAAGAAACAACAUCACAUAACUCUUUGGCAACACCAUGUUACACACCAUAUUAUGUGGCACCAGAAGUUUUAGGGCCUGAAAAAUAUGACAAGUCUUGCGAUAUGUGGUCACUUGGUGUCAUCAUGUAUAUUUUACUCUGUGGAUAUCCACCAUUUUAUUCCAACCAUGGACUUGCUAUAUCUCCAGGAAUGAAGAAGAGAAUCCGCAUGGGGCAGUAUGAAUUUCCUAACCCAGAGUGGUCGGAAGUGUCUGAUGAAGUGAAACAGCUAAUUAGAAACCUUUUAAAGACGGAUCCAACGCAAAGAAUGACUAUCACAGAAUUCAUGAACCACCCAUGGAUAAUGCAAUCGAUGCAAGUGCCACCAACUCCACUACACACCAGCCGGGUUUUAAAAGAAGAGAAGGAUCUGUGGGAAGAUGUUAAGGAAGAAAUGACUAGUGCUCUGGCCACAAUGAGGGUCGACUAUGAACAAAUUAAAAUAAAGAAAAUAGAAGAUGCCUCCAAUCCUUUGCUCCAGAAGAGGCGGAAGAAGAUCACACCUCAUGUUGCCACCCACUGA
Staurois parvus is the source of this 925-nucleotide messenger RNA. Lineage: Eukaryota; Metazoa; Chordata; Amphibia; Anura; Ranidae. The record is from the annotation of a GenBank genome assembly.